AAAAGAAUGAGGUGUUUUCUGUCAACACGCCGCCUGAAAUGCCAUUGGCUCACACAGAUGUCCAUCGCAGUGGUUUUUCCUCUGGACAGAAAAGCAUCCGCACUCCUGCUGCUGUCAGCAGUGUUGCAGUGUUGGUAAAUGCAUCUGCAUCCUGUAGUUAAAGUGUAACCACAGGAAUUGUUUGCACUUUUUCUACAAUGAAACAUUACAGCAGGUGAAGUGAGGAUCGAGUCAGUGAGUGACAUUGGAGCCAGGGAUGGGGACGAACAGCCAGAUCACCGUCAUGGAAACUGAAGACAUCCCAGCUCCUGCUCAGUGUAAUGAUGACACUGCAGUGUGUGUUGCUUCUGUGAAAGACUUAAAAGAAAACUGGCAGAAGUGGUCCAAUGAGCAACAGGAGUACCAGAAGCACAACCCCUUCAGUCACGACACCAGACCCCGUGUGGUGGUCCCCCAGAAGGGACAGGACGACUAUGGGAAGCCCCCGCAGGGCUCCUUGACUGAGCAGAGGGGGAAGGACGCUCACAUACACAUUAGCAGAGAGGUUCAGGAGCUAUGUGAGGCGAUAAAGAACAUUGGAGAGCCUGGAUUAAGAGACACGGAUGGAAGCGGCAUUGUUAGGACAGUGAUCACUGUAAGAUUUGGGAAACUGUUUGAACAUUAUGUGACUAUCUCUAAUAAACUGGUGGGCAUUCUUCUGCGAGCGAGGAAGCAAAGACUGGUUGACUUUGAAGGAGAGAUGCUGUGGCAAGGGAAGGAUGACCACGUAGUUAUCACUCUGUUGGAGUGAUGAGACUUAGAUUAACAUAUGUGCCUUCAUUUAUUACAUGCAACACAUGCAGUGAUAAAUAUACAGCUACUUCAUGGCACCACUCACUGUAGUUUUUAGAUAUCAAGGGGACUAUUAAUUGUGUUUGUAUACGUAUACAUAUUUUCUUUUUCUUUUUUUUUGCUUACACAAGUAAAAAUCUGAAAGAAAUGCACUGACAUGAGUUCAUCACAGUUACAUAUGCUGUUGAGAAUUUGGGUCAUAGGAGGUUAGCAGCAUUUGUCAGCAAUAAAAUAAGUCAUCAGCCCGUUGAUAUGUGAGUUUGCAACUCAAUUAAAAGCUCUACCAAAAGGCAAAACUAUUUGUCCCUAAGCUGCAGGUGUGUCAGUCAAAAAA
Messenger RNA from Larimichthys crocea (large yellow croaker), 1165 nucleotides. Its product is annotated as actin-binding Rho-activating protein. The record is from RefSeq and is a predicted model, not a curated record. NCBI's taxonomy places the organism in Eukaryota, Metazoa, Chordata, Actinopteri, Sciaenidae. Gene Ontology annotation, cellular component: sarcomere. Gene Ontology annotation, biological process: positive regulation of transcription by RNA polymerase II; positive regulation of Rho protein signal transduction. The transcript is spliced from 3 exons. The coding region runs from base 257 to 790 and encodes 177 amino acids. Gene Ontology annotation, molecular function: actin binding.